Asterias rubens (European starfish) is the source of this 5028-nucleotide messenger RNA. RefSeq lists its product as uncharacterized. The transcript has 16 exons. The record is from RefSeq and is a predicted model, not a curated record. Bases 672 to 4403 code for a protein of 1243 amino acids. Gene Ontology annotation, cellular component: membrane. Lineage: Eukaryota; Metazoa; Echinodermata; Asteroidea; Forcipulatida; Asteriidae.
CCACGACCGCAGACUUGUAACCAAGUCUACUUCCACAUCGUUUCUGCAGUUUACAGCCGAGUACAAACAGCCAUAUAGAACUAACCCACCCAUCACCAAAUGAGUUGUUAACCUGCGAAUACACUGAAUACAAGUAGUAUUAUACGCUCGUAAAGUACAUGUCAAUCGUUUACAAGUAAACAGCAACGUCAGUGAUACACGCAAGUAUACAGGUCACCUGGGUGUGUUACACCUUUAUUUUGACAACUUCGCAGGAGCAGCACUGCUCUCACUUUUCCUGUGUGUACCGGUAUGCGUGUCCUCUCAAGUGCCGUCGUAUAAAAACUGUAUUGAAUGGUUUUCGGACGAGCAAUGGAUGAACAAACACUGGAUAUUAUGCACGACGUGAAUUGACAUCAUAUACAUCACUUCUUGAUGAACAAUAGCGAGGACUUCGCCAUUUUAUCUAAUGAUUGAAUUGACCCUUUAUCUCUUUUCCACGAUGAGAGAGACACCCUUGUGUUCCGACACCCUUGUGCCCUGACACACCAUGGACACACCCUUACCCCCAUCGAGCGUGUAAAUCACUGGGACUUCGGAACACGGGUUGUUGAACAUAGGGGUGACCCGUUUAAAUAUAGCAGUCGCCAACAGCAGUAGCCUACAACAUCUGCCAAGAGGGACGGAAAUAAAUGCGGAGACCAUUAACGAUCACAAUGGUGCCAGCCUACAUCGUAGGUGUUGUGUAUUGCAUGGUGGCGUUUGUAUUGGCACAGGAACGUGAAGAUUUCAUUAACAUACGGCUACUCGGUGGCCCGGCAAGUGCACCAAAUUCCGGCAACGUGGAAGUACAGCAGCCGAAUGGCACUUGGUUGGAUGUGUGUGAUAACAAUUUCUGGGGAGCAAACGACGCGAUGGUAGCUUGCAGACAGCUUGGUUUCCCCGGUCUCGCAAGAGCUCGGAGAGGCUCCUACUUCGGUGAAGCAGUUAAUAAUGGAUCACUUGGAGAGAUUGGUUGCCGUGGGAAUGAACCCAAUCUCGGACAAUGUGAUAACGCGCCCGUUGAACAACCAUCUAGGUGUGUCGGUAUGAUUGGUGUGGCUGGACUCAUUUGCACUGUUCCUGGUUUUAUAGGAUGCUACAAUAAUCCUUCAAACACUCCAGUAUUUAAUUAUGACAACGCCCUAACAGCCAUGAACAUGACCGUUGGGUUAUGCUUAGACCACUGCCAGCAACAACAAAUGAGGUUUGCUGGGCUAACACGUGGAAAUCAAUGUUAUUGUGGGACCGAUGAAAUCAACAUCAAUCAAAGAAGUCAAAAACGUGACAAAGACUGUAAUGUGGAGUGCUCUGGAAACAAUGAUGAGGUGUGUGGAGGCAGGGCAACACUAUCUGUCUAUAACUUGACGCUUGGCCUAUGUGAGGAUCUAUUGAGUCCGAUAAAUGGAGGGCGUUCACCUGGUGUUGGGCCGUUUCGUUAUGCAUCUAACAUUAGCUUUUACUGUAAUGAGGGAUUUGAGCUUUUUGGAGAAGAUUUGCUGAGAUGUGUUCUUGGAGAUACCCUACAGACAACACAGUGGGAUAAUCCAACGCCAUACUGUCAAUCGAUGGUGUCCUUAACCACACAAGACCCCAGAGAGGAUUAUGGAAAUAACAGCGCCUCAAUAUCAGGGACAAUAGCUGGAAUAGUCGUUGCAUGCUUGGUGGUGGUUUCUUUCCUCGGACUUAUGGUAAUAGUUGUGAGACGUAAACGGAGAAGAGCAGGAAAUAGUGCCAGCUCCAGGUUGCCUGAGAUACAACACACAACGUACUCUGAACCGAUUAAUCCCCGAUACCAAGCCACACCUUCUAGACAGAGUGCCACACCUUCUAGACAGGGUGCCACUCCUUCUAGACAGGGUGCCACUGAAUACCAAGACCUUGACCCGUUCACAACUCUUGAUGCUCAUGAGAAACCCUACACAACCCUACAGACAAAAGACCCAUCACCAAGUGAUGUACCGGAGUAUCUGGAACUCUAUGACGAACCCUCACCGAGAGAUAAUACAGACAAUGCUGCAGAUGAAGAGGCUGAGUACUCUACACUUGAUGAAUAUAAUCACAAACCUUCUACUGUCAAGAACAAUAACCAACAGCUCACUCGAGCUGGACGCUCAAGUGAAGACAAUGAGUACUCAUAUGUAGCACCGCCACAGUUCAUAGGGGAUUGCAACACAAAUAACGCUGGUAACCAAUACAUGAAAGAUGCUUGUAAACAAGACACCACGGAACCAGCUAAAGAUAAUUCAGAAAUGGAGAAUGUAUAUUACAGUUUACCUCCUGAUGCACAUCUUUAUUUUGACGACGUCGUUGUGUUUCAAAUAAUUAUAGAAAUGGCCAAAGCGAGCUCUCAUACAGGCAUGCUGCUCAUAUUUUUGUGCAUUGUGCUACAUGGAGUUGUAUCUGUAAGAUCAGAAAUAACCGAUGUUCGUCUCAUCGGUGGACCAAUCAGCAGUCCUAACUCAGGCCGUGUUGAAGUCCAAAUAGACGGUGAAGCCUGGCUUGCUGUAUGUGGUGAUGGAGACUGGAAUAGUGAAGAUGGUAUUAUAGCUUGCCGUCAGCUGGGAUACACGGGCUAUUCACAAACCAGGAUAUACUCUUUUGGCGAAGAAACAGCUGGUCCAGGAUCAGUCAACCGAUUCAGAUGCAGAAAGGAAAACAACAAUCUUGCAGAGUGUGAUUAUGAAGUAUCGCCUACUGGGUGUGGUGUAAGAAAUGGAGCAGGUCUUAUUUGUACAAAACCAGAUUUCCAUGGAUGCUACAGUAACAAGAAAAACAGCAUAUUCCGUGAGGUUGCCUUCACUGACGACAAAAUGACCAUUACAUUAUGUCUCAAUUAUUGUCGAAGUAUUGAGGGCAUGGUAAAUGCUGGUCUAGGCAAAGGAAAACAGUGCUUUUGUGGUGAUGGGACAAUUUCUUUAAGAUCCCAGAAGAAAGACAGUGAUUGCAAGGUGCCUUGUAAAGGAGAUUCAGACGAGGUGUGUGGAGACAAAUCCAAUGUGUCAGUAUACGAUGUUCACCUUGGGUUUUGCCCGGAUCCAGGGGUAUCAACUAACAGUCACAGAACAACGACAGAAACAUCAUAUCGUUAUGGAGUUUUGGUGCAGUUCGCUUGUGGUGAAGGUUUUGAGUUGGUUGGUGCACACUCUAUACAAUGUCUAUUUGAUAACACAGCAAAUCAAGCAAUAUGGACAGAGUCACCGCCAAACUGCACAGAGGUAGUACCCACUGGAGACGUUGAAGUGAAUGUUCCGACCAGGACGACGGUGCAGGGAAUAACACCGACCAAAGCUGCCACUUCACAGGAUCCGACAACAGUUAUGAUGAAGUUGGACACCAUUGGGACCACAUUAACACUAGGAAUUACAGAACAAGAAGAGAUAGUGUAUGACACUACAAUGUUAACACUUACAACUGUGAAAACGGGAACAAAGGACAGCAAGUAUGGGACUACAAUGUUAACACUCACAACAAAGAUAAGCGAAAAUGAACAGCAAUUUACCCCGAAACUGGUUGGACAAGGUGAUUUGACCACAGGAGCAACAGUGGGUUUAGCCGUUGGAAUUCCUUUACUCUUGGCUUGUCUUGGCCUACUUGUAUUCGUUCUAAUGAAAAGAAGCUGUGCAUCUGGAAAGCGCAACCCAAGAAGGCGAAAAGAUACAACCAUACAUUUCCAGCAAAAUUCAGCCAUCUAUGAAAACCCUCUAAGUCCGAUUGAGCCUCAUUUAUAUCAACUGGUAAAGGAACAGAGCAAACCUGAAUAUAAAAACAUCAACAUAGCAGUUGAAUCAUUGAAUUUCAACUGCACACAAGACGUACUCCUUAAUUCACCAAACCAAACAGAUAUUAAAACACUUUCAGAUCCGUAUUACCUCGAGCUUGAUGUCAAACCUGAAUCACAACACAAGAUCGCUACACAAUCUCUAGCGGUAUCGCAUGAAGAGACGAACGUAGAUGAAGAUGGUUAUUUGGCACUACUUCAUGAAUCUAUUGAAAAGACUACUCCCUUGAAUGACACGGUAACCAGUAAUCACAAUCAAGGAGGUAGGCUUCAAGCUGAGUGUCUCCAAGCACCAGUGAUGGUUCACCAUAAUGAUGAAACAGACUACUCUACGGUGGACGAUAAUUCCUACCAAGACUUAAAUGAACCUUCUAGUGGAUAUACAACACUUAACAUCACACAGCAUAAGUCAAUGGACAAUCUAGACACCGAGUAUUUCGUCAUAGAAGAGUCAGUUAAUAAUAAAAAAGGCAAUGUACAUGGUGGGAGGGCUGAAGCUAGUGGGACUAACAAACCUGGACAAAUACAGGAAAACGUCACUGAUGUUGGUGACGGGGAAUAUUUAAAUUCAGUCGACCCUUCUCAUUACAUGGAAGUUAUCUAGGCCUAUAGUACUAAGCCUCGGGGACUAGUGAAAUUUACUACUUCGUAGUUGCGACUAAAUUGAUAACUCUAACGAUGCAUUGUGGAAUAGUGUUUGCCGCAAGCGCAAUAUAGUACAACAUACGCUGAAAGGAUUGAACAAUUGUGUCACUAAUGUCCGAUUGUGUUAAGAUUAGGGAGGUUUAGCUGCACGUUACGCGAGCAACGUAAACGUGAACGUCAGUUGUGUUGUUAAAAUCUCACGUCUUUUACGUGAACAUCCUAUUUUUCAAGUCAGGUACGUACGUGCACACGUCAUACGAGAGUACAGAAAUGCCAAGCUUGCUGUCAGUGAUUUUUUUUUAUAAAUAACAAGUUUUGAUAAGUUUUGCUGUCAACUGUUUUAGUAGUCCAGCCAAAGUGUAAAAUUACACUUUGGACGGCAUUGUUUGUUAAUGGCUGGUAUCCAUACUAUAUCUAUGGAUCAUGGGCCCAGGAAGACGAUUAUAAGAUAGAAACAAAGGUCUAAAAUAUUUUCAAAAUUGUAUAAAAUUUACCACAUUUUGAUAAAUCUACUUUAUUUACUUUAUGUUGAUACUACAAACCUAUGUAAUUAACGAAUAAACUUUGACCUUGUAAAAUUUAUG